AUGCUCAGCUUGGGGCAUGCGAUCAUUGGUCUCACGGUCGCAUUUUUUCUGGUAGCCAGCUACGCUAUCCUGCUGAGUGCAUGGCUACCGCUUUCUGGAAACUUGAUUCUCGAUACCCUAGCACAAGACAAACACUACAAAUAUCUCGUGCUAUUGAUGAUACCCACAACCAGCUACUUUGUUAUUGCGAACUGGGUUGGAUGGCAGUACUACCGCAAUUCAUAG
Molecule: messenger RNA, 225 nt
Organism: Pleurotus ostreatus (oyster mushroom)
Lineage: Eukaryota; Fungi; Basidiomycota; Agaricomycetes; Agaricales; Pleurotaceae
Exons: 2
Coding region: 1-225 (74 amino acids)
Source: RefSeq, a predicted model, not a curated record